UUGAAUCCUUUUAUAUAAAUGCACAUCAUGAGUGCCAACAUAAUGCUGUUUGGGGAUCAUCUUCAGUAUUACUGUUAAAAGGGCUCAACAGCGGGGCAGUGCUGCGGCGGUGCUGGUGGCUGAGACAUAGCGGCGACGGCAGCUGCAGUUCGAGAGAGUAAGUGUGUUUUGUUUAUAUAUGAUCAUGGCCCCAGUGGGAUUGCCUCCAGGUUUCAGGUUCCAUCCCACUGAUGAAGAGCUGGUCAACUAUUAUCUCAAGAGGAAAAUUCAUGGCCAAGAAAUCGAGCUCGAUAUCAUCCCUGAAGUUGAUCUUUACAAAUGUGAGCCUUGGGAAUUAGCAGAGAAAUCUUUCCUGCCUAGUAGGGAUCCAGAGUGGUACUUUUUUGGGCCGAGGGACCGUAAGUACCCGAACGGAUUCAGGACGAACAGGGCAACCCGGGCCGGGUACUGGAAGUCAACAGGGAAAGACAGGAGGGUGACUAGUCAGAAUCGCGCCAUUGGAAUGAAGAAAACUCUGGUGUACUAUAGGGGAAGGGCACCUCAGGGAAUAAGAACUGAUUGGGUCAUGCAUGAGUAUCGGCUGGAUGACAAAGACUCCGACGACACUUCUGGUAUCCAGGUAGAUUCCUAUGCAUUGUGUCGCGUUUUCAAGAAAAAUGGGCUGUGCACCGAGGUGGAAGAUCAAGGGCAGUCGAGCAAUAUAUCGUUGCUCGAUUACACUCAAGGGGUUGCCCACGAGCACGAAACAAUGUCGCCCGACUUCCCCUUGGCAUCAUCUUCCAACAUUUGUAUGGAAGAUCAAGAAGACAAAGAUGACAAGGACGAAUCAUGGAUGCAGUUCAUUACAGAUGAUGUUUGGUGUUCAUCCAGCACAGCUUUUGGUGGUGAAGAGGUGUCUCAACUGGCAUUCACAGACUAAUAAAAAGACAAGGGACUAAUCAUUAUCAAAGGCUGAUUAAUAUUAAUAACAUCAAAUAUAUAUAUAUAUAAAUACAUGGGGUAUCAUUUAAUUUAAGGAUUAAUGUCUUGUUUAUGCAUUACUCUGAUCAUCAUCAAUAUCUCUAAUUGUACUUAGAUUUUCAAUCUUUUUCUUUUUAUUUAUUGUUCUUGGUGAUGUAUUUCUGUACAGCCAGGUUAUGUUUAUGGCUCUGCAGAUUUGGUUUUGGGCCUCUUUAUUGAGGUUUCUUUAUUGGGUUUGACUAGUGGAAUAAAGGGCUUUUAUUCCCUUCAGUGGGAGUUUAAUUGUUGUGGCCUCAUUACUAGUUGGUUGUUCCUCUUUAAGACAAGAUUGUGUUCAUUACUGUGUUGACCAAACUUAGUCUUCAAUUUACAACAAAUUCUGGGAAAAUUGCAUUUUGUAACAUGUUGUCUGGGUAGGGGUCCAUAUUCUCAAACACUCUGAUUUCAGCUGUCACUUCUCAUUUGUCCAAGAAGUCUACAACUACUAAAGUUCUGAUCCGAAGUCUACAGAGUGAGAUAAAUAAUGGUUAAAGCUUAGUCUGAUAGAUAACCAAAUCGAGUUUGAAUGGACUUUACUGAAUCAACUCAAGUAUUUUGAUUUUUUUCAUAUAUUUUUAUCAGU
Sesamum indicum (sesame) is the source of this 1582-nucleotide messenger RNA. It is a transcript of the gene NAC057, whose product is annotated as NAC domain containing protein 57. Lineage: Eukaryota; Viridiplantae; Streptophyta; Magnoliopsida; Lamiales; Pedaliaceae. Gene Ontology annotation, molecular function: DNA binding. Gene Ontology annotation, biological process: regulation of DNA-templated transcription. The record is from RefSeq and is a predicted model, not a curated record.